Molecule: messenger RNA, 2989 nt
Organism: Mobula hypostoma (lesser devil ray)
Lineage: Eukaryota; Metazoa; Chordata; Chondrichthyes; Myliobatiformes; Myliobatidae
Gene: pou6f1
Product: POU class 6 homeobox 1
Exons: 12
Coding region: 401-2269 (622 amino acids)
Biological process (GO): regulation of transcription by RNA polymerase II
Molecular function (GO): DNA-binding transcription factor activity, RNA polymerase II-specific; RNA polymerase II cis-regulatory region sequence-specific DNA binding
Source: RefSeq, a predicted model, not a curated record
UGUUCAUAACGUAGUGCUAACGAGCAAUGUUUAUCGAAGCCGGUACGUUCUUUUUAAUUACAAAGGAAGCUCGAGAAGGCAAUUUCUUUAGGAAUUUAGGAGCUCUAAACGUUUGCAUAAAAUUGGUGAAAACUAUGAAGAAAUAAAACAAAUGGAGAUAUUUCUCAAGGCCCGCUUUUUAUCGAUGCAAAUGCUCCCUCCUUAUCCAGUAUACUUCUUGCCGUUCGCCUCAAUUUCUAAAAAAACUUGACUUUUUUUUUGUUCUUUAAGUCGCUUCAAACAAAAAAAAAUUGUUCGCAAACAAGAGGAGACAGUUUCCGAGGCACUUUCCCGAAGCUGGGGCAUUAAUAAAUAACGGAUGUAAUAAGGCAGAUCAAACCUUUUCUUUCAGUGAUGUACAAUGGAAACGGCCAGUUUGUCAGAGCAGGGUGAUAAUUUGUGUAUCACAAAGCAGGCUACUGUGAUGACUGGCCAGGAAAUUGUCAACGCUCCGUCAGCGAAAGUGGAUGUUCCAUCCAAAGCACCAGGUGAUGCAGAACCUCAAGGAACUGUUCUCCCAAGAGCAGCAGUGGGUGAGGCAAAUAGUGAAGGCCGUGCUUCUGCUGAGGCGCCGAAGGUCCUCAAAAAUUUUGUGCAGCAGAACCAUAGGUCUAUUGGACAAACUGAAAUAAUGCCAGUGAAUGAAAUACGAGCACAUCGACUACAUCUUCAAGCACAACCGACUGUGCCCAUCUCAGUAUCAGCAGUAUCUCAGAUUCUGACUUCAGAAAACCUGCCGACAGUGGUAAUGGCUUCAACAGGAAGUGUCCCAUUAAACCAAUCUCUUCUCAUUCCGCUCAACAUGACAAAUCCAGUAAAUGCACAACAGGGUCUUGUGUUUACUAUUCCCACGGCACCUCUUGCUCCUCUCCCAGGGCUCACUUCUGCCACUGGUGGAGGAGGCAUUCUCAGGCUUCCUCUGCCCACCUCACAGGCUGCUUCAUUGUUGAAUACCACACUUCAGCCUACACAGCUUCAACAGACCCUCCAGCCUCAGGCCACUCUACAGCCCCUUCCUACAUCGACUGUACCUCUGAAACAACCAGAACCACAAGCUCAGAUCACUUCCAUCAACACAGUUCAAGGCCUGACAUUUAAUCAAACAAUACUCAAUACUCAAGCUCCACUUGUUGGCUCUUUGGCUGCCGCACCAGUUAUUGCACACGCCAUGCCUGGUUUACAGGGAAUUAUGAGUCAAAUCAUAACUAAUACACAUGGACAGGUCCUAGGAACCCUGCCCUUAGUCAUGAACCCAGUCACAAUAUCAACAACCAGUACAGUGACAGCAAUGCCACCACAGGGUCUUCAAGUGCAAGCAGUUACACCACAGAUGCUGUUGAAUGCACAAGGUCAAGUCAUUGCAACUGUGAUCAGCAACCAGUUUGUGCCAGUUCUGAGCCGGCAAGGAGGUCCCCUAUCGUCUGUAAAGACAUUACAACAGGUACAAGCUUUGCAGACAAUAACUACUGUCACACAAUCCAGUGUGACACCAACCACAUCUUCUGCACAGACUGAACCCCCUGCUACAUCAAGCAACACUCCUUCCAGUGCUAGUGUUGGACAACUUGUCAACAAGCCUCAAAAUGCACCCACUGAGAUUGACGGAAUAAAUCUUGAAGAAAUACGUGAAUUUGCCAAGAAUUUUAAGAUCCGUCGACUAUCUCUUGGGCUGACACAGACACAGGUUGGACAGGCAUUAAGUGCAGCGGAGGGGCCAGCCUACAGCCAGUCAGCCAUUUGCAGGUUUGAGAAAUUGGAUAUCACUCCUAAAAGUGCACAGAAGAUCAAACCAGUACUUGAAAGAUGGCUAACUGAAGCAGAAGUGCGACAUCGUGCUGGCAUACAAAACCUCACCGAAUUUGUUGGUAGUGAACCUUCAAAGAAACGUAAGCGGCGCACAUCUUUCACACCACAGGCCCUGGAAAUCCUAAAUGUCCAUUUUGAGAAGAACACCCACCCCACUGGUCAGGAAAUGACAGAGAUAGCUGAGCAGCUGAAUUAUGACCGAGAAGUGGUUAGAGUAUGGUUCUGCAACAAGCGCCAGACUUUAAAGAACACCAUCAAGAGAUUGCAGCAGAAUGACUCGACGGAAUCAGGUUCAGUCGAACGAUUAUCAGAUUCCAAAGCAGAAACCGGUUCAACUGUGCAAACUGGUCCACAUUGGGAAAGAAGAAUCAUCGUAAGAUCUGCUCUUCCCUACUUCAUAAAUAUCCCUACUUCCCUAUUUUAAAUUAAAAUAACUGGUCUACUUAAACACAGUCUGUUUUUUUCUAUAUACAUCAUCAAGUUGCUGGAGUCUACGUAUUUGUCAAGUAUGCUGAUCAGAUUUUUUUGACACCAUCUUGGUAACUGAAGUAUUUUAAAUUAGAAAUCACUUCUGUGGCUCUCCUUUGCAUUAUUUUAAAGCCUCAAUAUCCUCUACCAUGUAGAAGAUUUAACAUGGAUAUGGUAUUCUAAUUAGAGCUUAAAUAAGGUAAUACACAUGAACAGAAUGUAAUGCUCUAUUUUAGAGUAAAUUGUCCUGUGAAUACAACCUAGAAACCUGUUCCCUUCAGCUAUAGAUUUAUGGUAUUAGUCAUGAACUUCUAUAGAGUGAUGCAGUACAACACCACUAGCUUCAAAUCUGUUCCCUGCAGGGUAUAAGUAAAAUUUAGAAUUAGAAUUUUCAACGGCUUUGAGCAAGCUGUGAUGAAAAAUCCCAUGCUUGCCUUGUUCUUGUGCCCCACAUGAUUGAUUUUAAUAACAUUGUUUUUAACUAUCCGUGUUGAUUGUCGCAGCAGCUUGUCACAAAACCAAUGAGAGAGUAUAGACAGACAAUAUAAUGUGUUUUGUUUGCACUGUUAAGACAGCAGUAACAAUGAAGUUUCUGCUUGCCACUAACUGUUCUAUUCUUUCAGAAGCCACCUGUACAGUUUCCACAGACCCGCUCUGUUUAGAUCCUCCUUAGCCA